Messenger RNA from Selaginella moellendorffii, 695 nucleotides. RefSeq names its product zinc finger SWIM domain-containing protein 7. Gene Ontology annotation, biological process: double-strand break repair via homologous recombination. The record is from RefSeq and is a predicted model, not a curated record. Gene Ontology annotation, cellular component: Shu complex. Lineage: Eukaryota; Viridiplantae; Streptophyta; Lycopodiopsida; Selaginellales; Selaginellaceae. Gene Ontology annotation, molecular function: zinc ion binding. The coding region runs from base 8 to 454 and encodes 148 amino acids. The transcript has 6 exons.
CGCGGCUAUGGCGGCAGCGGCAGCGGCGAGCGCCAUCUUGGCCGGCAUUGCAGCAACUGGACACUUGGACAAGGAAAGCCUGGCCAUGUUGCAGUUCCUGUACCAGAGGAAUUUGGCGAGGGCUCUGCGCAUACUGGACAUGGAAGGCGUGAAGCGCAUUACUGGCCAAAAUUCCAAGCGCUCCAUCUUUGUGGUUCGUGGAGAGACCGACAAGAGUGAUCAACACUUGUGCCUGCUCAAGCCCCACUUCUGCUCGUGUCCAUCUUUCUUCUUCGAUGUUGUGGUCCGCCACCAGCAUCUCUGCUGCAAGCACCAGCUGGCCGCAAGUCUCGCAGAGGCACUGAGAAUUUGCAAGGACCAAACGGUUAGUGACCAAGAGCUGGCCAUCCUGCUUUUGGAGAAAAGAAGCAAGAGGAAUCGUCGUCAAGUGCACUACGCUCUGCAAGAGAAAUGAUCCUCAUGGAUGGAUUCCUUGCUUCUUUUGCUGCAAAGCUUUUUCUCCAGGCCAGAUAAAGAGCCCAGCUUGUCCAGCGACAGGCUCCGUGCCGUUUGAAAAAAAUGUGCGACACUCUCUUCCGGGGUGCCAACCAAGACGCCGUGUCCCAGAUUGAGGAUGUGACCCUUGUUUCCAGCCUUUCUCACGACGCUGCAAAAACAAUACGCAAGGUGUUAGUCACUGCAAGACACAAGGAGAA